Molecule: messenger RNA, 615 nt
Organism: Rhizopus microsporus ATCC 52813
Lineage: Eukaryota; Fungi; Mucoromycota; Mucoromycetes; Mucorales; Rhizopodaceae
Product: GTP-binding protein ypt1
Exons: 5
Coding region: 1-615 (204 amino acids)
Molecular function (GO): GTP binding; GTPase activity
Source: RefSeq, a predicted model, not a curated record
AUGAAUCCUGAAUAUGAUUACUUGUUUAAGCUUUUGCUAAUUGGCGAUUCUGGUGUAGGAAAGUCUUGUCUUUUAUUACGUUUUGCAGAUGACACCUAUACCGAAAGCUACAUUUCUACUAUCGGUGUUGACUUUAAAAUUAGAACUAUUGAACUUGAAGGAAAGACGGUGAAGCUGCAAAUUUGGGAUACUGCAGGACAAGAACGUUUCCGUACAAUCACAUCUUCGUACUAUCGAGGUGCACACGGCAUUAUUGUUGUUUACGACGUAACUGAUGCAGAUAGUUUUAAUAACGUGAAGCAAUGGUUACAAGAAAUUGACCGUUACGCUGCUGAAGGUGUCAAUAAACUGCUAGUUGGUAACAAGAGCGAUUUAGUCGAUAAAAAGGCAGUAGAAACGGAACAAGCAAAGGAAUUUGCUGAUAGUCUUCAUAUUCCACUUUUGGAAACCUCAGCCAAGGAUGCCACCAAUGUCGAACAGGCCUUUUUAACAAUGGCUAAGCAAAUUAAGGAUAGAAUGGGAUCAACCAUGCAGCAACAACAACAGGCCAAGUCAACAGUUCGUGUUGGUCAAGGCGCAGCUGUUCAACCCCAGUCAUCUGGUGGUUGUUGUUAA